Messenger RNA from Triticum urartu, 2138 nucleotides. Its product is annotated as putative protease Do-like 14. Gene Ontology annotation, molecular function: protein binding. The record is from RefSeq and is a predicted model, not a curated record. Lineage: Eukaryota; Viridiplantae; Streptophyta; Magnoliopsida; Poales; Poaceae.
CUAAAUAUGCUGUAGCAAAACCGUAAAGUAAAAAUCAAUUCCCCAACCCGGAGUUCCGCCGGCGAUCGUAAAGGCCCGUGCAGUUCCGUCCUCUCUUGCUGACCGCGGCGGCCCGACGCGGUCAGCAAUGCCGCAAGCCGCCACCCAAGAGGGAGAGGCGUCGGGGUCCGGACCAACCCUCGCGCUCCGCCGCGGCCGGAGCUCCACCGUCUCAGCAACGCCCACGACGACCACCCGGUCGAUGGCCCUGGUGCGUGCGCGGCGGAAGCCCCCGGGCUCCCAAUCGCCACAGGAACCACCCGUGCGGUCCCCGACAAGGAAGAGAAAGAGGGGGGCGGCUGCCAACCAGAAAUCGAAGGAACGGACAAGGACCAGGGAUGAGGAGGAGGAGGAGGAUGGGGUCUCAUCUGCAGGCAGCUCCCCAAUUCGCGCGCCGCAGAUUCCGGAUGCGUUAUACGAAGAUCUGGAUAUGCUCAAGGCCAUUCAAGAUGUACACGAUGCAUACGAUGAAAAAUUAGGCCGCCAAAUGGAACUGCCGACUCUUUAUCUGCACACGUGUAAACCGCCCACAUGCUUGAGUACUAAUCCUAAGCUUCUUCGUGUCCGUGAAUCCACAACAAAGACAGUGCUUGCUGCUGCUCCAUCAGUUAUUGGACUUUCAUCCUCUGUUGGUCGUCAUUCGCUAACACGAUGCUCUGGAUUUUGGGUUGAUUGGGAUGAGGAAAACAAAAAAGGUACUGUUUUGACUACUGCACAUGUGAUUCGCACGAAGUCCCCAUCCUCAAAUGACUGGCUAGGUAAAGAUGAGUAUGCUCCCAAGGCCAAGGUUUUUGUUCACUUGCGGGAUGCCACUACUCAGAAGGCCACCAUGCUGUACUACGAGAAGCACUACAAUCUUGCUAUGCUUGAGGUUAGAGUAGAAGAACCUGUCCAGUUGCUCUCCUUCAAUGAUGACGUGAAAAGUGCUGAAGAAGUGUUUGAACUCGGAAGAGAUGAAAGUUCAUUUCUAACGAUAGGUCAUGGUAUGGUGCAAUAUCUGAAUCCCAACCUGCUUGAACGGCAUCACUAUCUGUAUGUUCAUGGCGCAGAUGAGCAUCCUAAGUAUGACAAUGGAGGGCCAGUUAUUGACUUUGAUGGCAAGAUUGUGGGAAUGGUCAGCAACAGCACGAGAGGGUCCAUUAUCCCUUCAUCCAUUUUGCUCAAGUGCUUGCAUUUGUGGAAGAAAUUUGGGUGCAUGUCUCGACCCCACCUUGGAUUGAAGUUUUCUGCAAUCAAGCUUUUAGAUCCUCCUCUUAUCGAGCAAAUAUUGGUCAAGUGUAGCAUUGAUAGUGGUCUUAUUGUUCAAGAGGUGUCAGAAGGAUCUCCCGCUGAGAAACUUGGAUUUCGAGUGGGUGAUGUCAUUGAAUACUUAAAUGGAGAACACGUCUCUACCACAGUUGAGCUAGAGAACAUGUUGCUGAGUAAGUAUGUGGAAGGAUCAAGUGGUCUUAAUUCUGAGGUGGAUAUUGAGGUUCGGGUAUUUCAUAUUCGCAGAAGUCUUUGGAGAAGUAAAACAUUAACUGUAAAAGUAUUUGAUGACGCAGAAGUCAUUGUGAGAGGAGGUUACUAUCCUUUUGGAGAAAAGACUUGAUCCGUGUGACUUGAGCAAGCGAGCGAGUCCAGGAAGACAUCACAAUCAAUAGGGUGACUGCUAAAUGUGGUGUCAGGGAGUUGAGGGCAGACAUGGUCCUGGUGAAUGAAACAUGCAAGUUUCUGCUAAAUGUAUUUCAUAUCUACACUUGUAUGGGAGAACUGGUGUAGGCAGGUGGCCUCUAAUGUUCCUCCUUUGCAUGAAAACAGGAACUAGCUCUCAUGACUAUGCACAUUUCUGAAGUGAUGAACUGGAUACAUGGUCCUCUCCAGCUGAACUAGAGCAGAGGCCAAACGGCUGACUGUACUUGCCAAAUGAGUGAUAAAGCUCUCUGUUUAUCCGUAAGGAAAAAAGGUGCAAAUGUCAUAACUUCCGGGAACCCUCUCUGAUAGUAGUUUGGUGCAUUUAACUGAAAACUCUAUAGCAGGCCACACUUAACUCAAAUUUAGCUUAUGUAAACAUUUACAGGAACAUUUUGUUUCCAAGCAAUGAGAAAUAUUGCCAAUCA